ACAGCAACGGAGCGUUGACCGAGCGCCAAUCAUAGAGGACAAACCGCACGCGUCACUUUCUGACCCUUUUGCGCUCGCUCCAAGAUGCUAUGCGUGAACGGGAUGGAAAUAUAGGCAGGUGGUUACAGCAACCGACGGCUUGAGCGAGCCGCCAUUUUUUAAUCAGUGUAUCGCUCCUGCGAACUCGUAUUGACGCGUAUUUAGGAACGUGUGAUAAUAAACAGUAUAAUUAUGGUGACAGCACCCAACGAUGACUGGACAGAAGAACUUUGCAUUAAAUUGAUACACGAAUACAGGAAACGUCCUAUGUUAUGGGACCCUAAGGAUCCGUUCUUUUUCAAAAAGGCCAUGAAGCCCGAGGCUUGGGAAGGAAUUGGCGCGGCGUUAAAUAUGCCACCAGAUGUCUGCAAGCAUAAAAUGGUAAUUUUGUCAUCGUCGUUUAGAAGAGAGAAAUCCAAAAUUAUGCACAGCAUCAGGGAUUCACCAGACGAUGCGACGUACACGAGUACCUGGUUCGCGUUCGAAGAAAUGGCGUUUUUGAUCGACAAGGGAUCGGAGAGGAAACGCCAAACAACGGGAAUGUUAGACGACGGCUGUGAGGAUGGAGCUACAGCUAUUAAAAAAUCAUUAAUAGAACAUUACAAUGAAAAGAAAACCGAAAGCCAAAAGAAAAGUAAAAAAUCGAUAACUUCCAAGAUAGGCACAGUUCAUCCAAACGUUAGCGCAAAACCUAAUCCGAAUCAAGUGACCGCCAGCACAGCAGACGUUGCGUCAACAGUGUCAUCACCAGUGCAAGUGACUGCAUCACUACCGACGACUGUGCCACCCUUGUUACCCAUGCCGAAUCUGCAACGAGAUGAUACUCUUGAAGAAAUUAAGUCAUUCACUAACUUCAUAGCCUACAAGAUGAAAAAGUACAGCGAGAGCACUAAAAAUUCUGUACAACAAGCAAUAUGUGAUAUUAUCUUUAAGGCUGAUCAAAAUGUUUACGACAAUACGACUUUCGAGGACAAUUUUAGCAGAUAUCAAUCUCCACACAAAGACGCAGAAUCGGAAGAGGGCGAUAUAGAAAACAAGACAAUUGACAUAGGCAACGGGCAAGUAAUUACACUCAAAAUGCAUCACGAUUAUCACGACGAUUAG
Messenger RNA from Cydia amplana, 1143 nucleotides. RefSeq lists its product as uncharacterized. NCBI's taxonomy places the organism in Eukaryota, Metazoa, Arthropoda, Insecta, Lepidoptera, Tortricidae. Bases 232 to 1143 code for a protein of 303 amino acids. The record is from RefSeq and is a predicted model, not a curated record. The transcript has 3 exons.